Messenger RNA from Nicotiana attenuata, 1722 nucleotides. RefSeq names its product sodium/hydrogen exchanger 1-like. Gene Ontology annotation, cellular component: membrane. The record is from RefSeq and is a predicted model, not a curated record. Gene Ontology annotation, biological process: regulation of stomatal closure; proton transmembrane transport. The transcript is spliced from 12 exons. Lineage: Eukaryota; Viridiplantae; Streptophyta; Magnoliopsida; Solanales; Solanaceae. Gene Ontology annotation, molecular function: sodium:proton antiporter activity. The coding region runs from base 1 to 1305 and encodes 434 amino acids.
AUGUGUUUGAUAUCUGCAGUUCUAAGCAUUUUAGUACAUUCACAUUGGGUUUUGCCGCAGACAUGCUAUUGUAUCCUUGUUUUUGGUGCCAUUAAAUUCUUCAAGAAGUUGGACAUUGGAUUUCUAGAUAUUGGGGAUUAUCUCGCAAUUGGAGCAAUAUUUGCUGCCACAGACUCCGUCUGCACGUUGCAGGUCCUACAUCAGGAUGAGACACCCCUCCUUUACAGUCUUGUAUUUGGAGAAGGAGUUGUAAAUGAUGCUACAUCGGUGGUGCUUUUCAAUGCUAUUCAGAACUUUGACCUUUCGAGUGUGAAUUCCAGUAUUGCCCUUCAUUUCAUUGGCAACUUCUUAUAUCUGUUCCUUGCUAGCACUUUACUGGGAGCAGCAACUGGUCUUCUUAGUGCUUACAUUAUCAAGAAGCUGUAUUUUGGCAGGCACUCCACAGAUCGCGAGGUUGCACUUAUGAUGCUCAUGGCUUACUUAUCAUACAUGUUGGCUGAACUAUUCUAUUUGAGUGGGAUUCUCACUGUAUUUUUCUGUGGUAUUGUAAUGUCCCAUUACACUUGGCACAAUGUGACUGAGAGUUCAAGAGUCACUACAAGGCACGCUUUUGCAACUUUGUCAUUUCUUGCUGAGACUUUCCUCUUCCUCUAUGUCGGUAUGGAUGCCUUGGAUAUCGAGAAGUGGAAAUUUGUUAGUGAUCGUCCUGGAUUAUCUGUUGCAGUAAGUUCGAUACUGAUGGGACUAAUCUUGCUGGGGAGAGCUGCCUUUGUUUUUCCAUUAUCAUUCUUAUCCAACUUGAUGAAGAAAUCCUCAGAGGAAAAAAUAACCUUUAGGCAGCAAGUGAUAAUAUGGUGGGCUGGUUUGAUGAGAGGUGCAGUGUCCAUGGCUCUGGCAUAUAAUAAGUUCACUCGUUUGGGACACACUCAAUUGCAAGACAACGCAAUAAUGAUUACCAGCACCAUUACCAUUGUUCUUUUCAGCACAGUGGUAUUUGGUUUAAUGACAAAACCUCUUAUAAGUCUCCUGCUGCCACCACAGAGGCAGUUAAGUACAGUGUCAUCAGAUGCAAAUAGUCCAAAGUCUUUUACAGCGCCACUUCUAGGCAGUCAAGAGGGUUCUGAAGUCGAUUUAAAUGGUCAAGAACUUCCUCACCCACCCAGUUUAAGGAUGCUACUUUCCGCGCCAACUCAUAAGGUGCAUAGAUACUGGCGCAAGUUUGAUGAUUCAUUCAUGCGCCCGGUGUUUGGUGGUCGGGGGUUUACUCCUGUUGCCCCUGGUUCUCCAACGGAACAGGAACCAUGAUAUGAUGUGCACAAGGGAAAUUAAAUUUUAAGUUAAAAGUGUGGGCCAAGGGAUUUCCGAUGGAUCCUGUCCAGAUUGCUGACAGCAUUAUGAGCUUCAACCAGGUCCUAUGCGUUUGGUACUGCUGUUGCUUACACUGCUUUAGCAAAUUCUAUACGCAUCAAAGUCCGCUCUUUUAGGGUUGGAGGGUUAGCAAAGGUGAAAUUCUAGCUGACCACGGUGAGCAUGUUUGUAAUUUAAUCUUGAAAAUGCUUUGGUAGAUAGUGAUAUGUUUGUUCAAGCGUGUUGUAAAUUUUGAAUGCUGAUAUAUUUACUGUCUGUUCUUCCUUGUGUAUAGAUUUCUGGUGUUUCAUGGUGGUAUUACAUUCCAAAUUUGUAAACAUUUUAUGAACUUAAAAAAGAAAUAAUUGUCGGAAA